GGCGGCGGGAGCCGCUGUGGGUGCGCCAUGGCCAAGUGGGGACAGGGGGACCCGCGGUGGAUCGUGGAGGAGCGCGCGGACGGCACCAACGUCAACAACUGGCACUGGACGGAGCGGGACGCGACCAGCUGGUCCAAGAGCAAGCUGAAGGAGGUGCUGGUGGGGCUGGUGGUGGAGGGCGAGGCCGGGCGCUGCGAGAUCAGCGACCUGAAGCACGUGGAAGGCGAAGCGUCCUGCAACAGCCGCAAGGGGAAACUCAUCUUCUUCUACGAGUGGAACCUGCGCCUCAGCUGGAGAGGUACAGUGAAAGAGUCUGGUGAGAAACAUAAGGGAUCUCUUGAAAUUCCUAACCUGUCAGAAGAAAAUGAGGUAGAUGAUACAGAGAUAAAUGUUAGCAAAAAGAAAGGGGAAGGCGAUGUCCUGAAGGAUCUGAUGAGAACUGAAGGAACCACAAAAGUCAGAGAGGCCUUGAGAGAUUAUCUGAAAGCACUUAAAACAGAGUUUACCUUGGGAAUGAUUCUGCCAACAAAAGCUACUGGUGGUCAGGAGCUGGCCACUGAGCGAAAACUAAGUGGGCACACCAUGCAAGAUUCUGUUUCACCACAGGAUAUAGUUGGUGUAAAAAUCCCAACAGUGAAGAUACUUAUGAGAGAAAUCUUCAACUCUCCAGCAGAUGAACUUUACAGCAUCUUCACAACUAAGGAACUGGUACAGAAGUUUUCUAAGUGCCCUGCUGUGAUUGAAGCCGAGAAAGGAGGCAGACUUCAGAUGUUUGAUGGCUCUGUCAGCGGUGAAUACACAGAACUGGUGCCAAGCCAAAGAAUUGUCCUGAAGUGGAGGUGUAGAAGCUGGCCCGAUGAACAUUAUGCAGUGGUUGCCUUGAGUUUCAAGGAUAUGGCUGCUCAAACAGAACUGCAGGUAGAGUGCAAAGGAGUUCCCGUCUCUAGUGAAGACAGCACAAGGCAAUGCUGGAAGCAGCAGUAUUUUGAAGAAAUCCAUGUUUUACUCCAGCAGUCCAAAGACACCAUGGAAUGAUGCCAGCUCCGUCGUUUUGUUAGGGCAUUACUUUUUAUACUUUGUUAACAUUUGUUUUUUUUUAAAAGAAGUAAUUUAUUUGUGGGAGGAAUAAAGACCCAUGUCUGAUACUGUAUAUAAUUUCAGCAUUAUUUAUGGAUUUUUAGUGAAUGAGGAGGCACGUAAUGCAGACUCUAGCUAUAAACAGCUUUACUGGGGGAAACCGAUCUCUCUUCUGCUUGCUUGCAACUAAAUCUAAAGUAGUAACGAUUCAGCUGCAGUGAAGCACCAUCAUAGGUAGGUAAGUGACAUGAAUCAGUAGGAAGCAUUUGCUGUUCUUUAAUAUUCAGUGUAUCCAGUGGAAAACCUAAAUCCCUCAAGGACACAGGGUUCCCAUCAGAGGUGAACUAAAAAAGGGAUUAUAAAACUGUUGAUACAUUAAAUCUUAUAAGAAAUGGGAGGGAUUUCACUUACAGCAUCUUUAAAUACUUCUUAAAAUGGCUUUAACUGCAAACUGAAUUUGUUUCUAACUCUGUAGCCAAUUUUAGGGAAAGAUCAUUACCAGCCCGUGUUCUGGGUGGUACAACAGUUACCACUGGUAAGCCUGCAUGCGCUUACUUGACCUCAGCCUGAAAUUCCCUUUUGGAAGAAAGUAAUAACGCUUUCUCUUUGCAAUCCUGUGCCCCUUCCCCUCCAGUCAUUUAUGGGCCUCUGCAGUGCUGUGGCUCAGAUUCAAGUGAGCAACUGUUUGUUGGAGAAACGUGACAGGAGCAAAGCUGGGCUGUUGAAGGUAAAGAACUGUUACUCUUACGUUGAGGUUAGCAAGGAGAACUUCAGUGUUUUAUAAAAAGUGUAUGAAUUAAGUAUGCAAUUUGAAACAAACUGACCAAAAAAAAAGGGCAAAAUGCCUUUGGAAAAUGUGGUUGACUCAAUAAAAGGUUAUUUUACAUGCA
This is a messenger RNA of Pezoporus occidentalis (night parrot), 1967 nucleotides long. Its product is annotated as activator of 90 kDa heat shock protein ATPase homolog 2-like. Lineage: Eukaryota; Metazoa; Chordata; Aves; Psittaciformes; Psittacidae. The record is from RefSeq and is a predicted model, not a curated record. Gene Ontology annotation, cellular component: cytosol. The transcript is spliced from 9 exons. The coding region runs from base 28 to 1035 and encodes 335 amino acids. Gene Ontology annotation, molecular function: ATPase activator activity; protein-folding chaperone binding. Gene Ontology annotation, biological process: positive regulation of ATP-dependent activity; protein folding.